This is a messenger RNA of Callithrix jacchus (white-tufted-ear marmoset), 5807 nucleotides long. RefSeq names its product potassium two pore domain channel subfamily K member 6 (gene KCNK6). Gene Ontology annotation, cellular component: plasma membrane. Gene Ontology annotation, biological process: potassium ion transmembrane transport; stabilization of membrane potential. Gene Ontology annotation, molecular function: potassium ion leak channel activity; outward rectifier potassium channel activity. Lineage: Eukaryota; Metazoa; Chordata; Mammalia; Primates; Cebidae. The record is from RefSeq and is a predicted model, not a curated record.
CAUGCUUCAGCUCAGCUAGCCCCUUCUUCAGGAGGCUCUCGACCUCCCUAGGCAGGGUUGGUCCCCUCCUCUGGACUCCCAGGGCCCUCUAGGGCUCCCUCAUUCCAGCCUUGAUCACGGUGCUUCCUUCAUCACAGUCCGACCACUCUGGGCUGGCUUUUUUCUUGUUUUUAGAGAUGGGGGUCUCAUGCUUUCUCCUAGGCAUAGCUCACCGCAGCCUCGAACUCCUGGGCUCAAGCAGUCCUCUGACCUCAGCCUCCCGAGUAGCUGGGACAACAGGUGUGGGUCACUGUAUUGUGUCAGCCUCCCCGUUAGACUGGAGCCCCAUGAAUGCAUGGCACAGGACAGUCUCAUCAUUACUGCCUCGCCAGGAACAUUCAGCGAGGGGUCGACACAAAGUGAGCAUUGAACAAAGAUUUAGUGAGUAGCUCAGGAUCCCCAUUCUGUCCACGUGGGCACAGGGGACAGACCCUUCGGUGUCCGCUGUUCCCACUCCAAGGCACAGAGAUGGCGAAUGGAGAGGGAAUUGGAUUGCAGUUUCCCCCUUGGUCCGCCACGCGCUCUGAUGCAGUGCACAACCUUAGCUGCUGUGUGCAAUGUGGGGCGACUCCUCAGCCUGCGAGCAGAGAGGAGAGUUCAGAUUCCUCUAACAUAGGGUACCAGCCUUCCAGGAGGACGAGAAGGAAGGAAUGGGGAAGAGAGGACUACCUCCACCCUUUUCAACCCGUUGGUCUCCCGGGUCUGGGAGCCCUGGGCUCCACCCUCUCUGAACUAACACCUGGCGGUUGGGCGUGCCUCAGUUUCCCGGAGGCGGGGCGUUCCUCCGUCGCCACCGCCCCCGCCGCCCCUUUUUCCUCUUCCUCUUGAGGCAUCUGCGGCCGCGCCGCUAGCACUCCCGGAACUUAAACUAGGUGCCAGACGGUCCGGAGGCGGGGGCCACGUCAGCGGGGCCACCCCGGGCUCGCGGGGUCCCGGCGGGCGCCAUGCGGAGGGGUGUGCUCCUGGCGGGCGCCCUGGCCGCGUACACCGCGUACCUGGUGCUGGGCGCGCUGCUGGUGGCGCGGCUGGAAGGGCCGCACGAAGCCCGGCUCCGAGCCGAGCUGGGGACGCUGCGGGCGCAGCUGCUGCAGCGCAGCCCGUGUGUGGCGGCCCCGGCCCUGGACGCCUUCGUGGAGCGGGUGCUGGCGGCCGGACGGCUGGGGCGCGUCGUGCUCGCCAACGCUUCGGGACCCGCCAACGCCUCGGACCCCGCCUGGGACUUCGCCUCUGCUCUUUUCUUCGCCAGCACUCUGGUCACCACCGUGGGCUAUGGGUACACGACGCCACUGACUGAUGCGGGCAAGGCCUUCUCCAUCGCCUUCGCGCUCCUGGGCGUCCCGACCACCAUGCUGCUGCUGACUGCCUCAGCCCAGCGCUUGUCGCUGCUGCUGACUCACGUGCCCCUGUCUUGGCUGAGCAUGCACUGGGGCUGGGACCCCUGGCGGGCAGCACGCUGGCACUUGGUGGCCCUGCUGGGGGUGGUGGUCACCAUCUGCUUUCUGGUGCCUGCGGUGAUCUUUGCCCACCUCGAGGAGGCCUGGAGUUUCCUGGAUGCCUUCUACUUCUGCUUCAUCUCUCUAUCCACCAUCGGCCUGGGCGACUACGUGCCUGGAGAGGCCCCCGGCCAGCCCUACCGGGCCCUCUACAAGGUGCUGGUCACAGUCUACCUCUUCCUGGGCCUGGUGGCCAUGGUACUGGUGCUGCAGACCUUCCGCCAUGUGUCUGACCUCCACGGCCUCACGGAGCUCAUCCUGCUGCCCACUCCAUGCCCCACCAACUUCAGUGAGGAUGAAGACGAUCAGGUGGACAUCCUGGGCCCCCAGCCAGAGUCGCACCAGCAACUCUCUGCCAGCUCCCACACUGACUACGCCUCCAUCCCCAGGUAGCUGGGGCAGGCUCUGCCAGGCUUAGGUGUGCCUGGCCUGGAACUGAGGGGCCCUGGUGACCAGAGCUGGCUGUACGGGAAUGUCCACGAGCACAUGCAGGUGAUCCCAAGGCCUUGCCACCCACCGUCUCUCCUUUGCUUCCCAGCAUCCGGCUGUGAUGUGGGGGCGGCACUCCCUGUGCCUGUGUCCCGGGCUCCGCUGGGCACCGACGUGACCUUGCUCUCUGUCCUUUCUCUCAUCCUCCUUACACUGUGCCUCUCUGGCUGUCUGACGUUCUAGCUGUUUGUCUUUCCCUCUUGCUGUCUGUUUCUCACUCUCUUCCACGUUCCAUCUGUGUCUCUCAAUUAGUUACUCAUCAAGUGCCAAUUCUACUAGGCUCUGGGCUCGGACCUCAUUUCAGGCACCAGAUCUGUCACUACAUCCUGGACGAGUGACUGCCCCUCUCUGAGCCUUGACUUCCUCAGCUGACAAAUGGGAAGAAUAGAUGAACUCAUCCCUGAACCCCUCCUGUGUGCUGGCCCUGUGCUAGACAGUGCUGGAGACAUAGUUGGGGGUGGGGACCUGCUCACAUGGGGCUCGAAGUCCACUGAGGUGAUCAGACCUGUCCCCAGUGAUGGCCCCAAACGGGCAGGAUUUAAUGGAGGAGAUGAGGUGAUGAAAGCACAGCCGGAAUGGUUAAGGCUGAAGUCUGCGAAGCACAGGAACUAGGCCCAAUUGUGCCUAGAAGGUCAGGGAGGACUUCCUGGAGGAAGUGACGGUUGAACUAAUACCUGAAAUACGAGAAGUAGGCAGGAAGAAGUCGGACCUGACUCAUUUUUCUCAGGCCUCUCCAGGGAGCAGGACCCAUGGAGGGAGCUGUGGUGGUAUAGGUAGAAUCUUCCUCAGCAGCCUGGAAGGCAGGAAACUGACACAGGACCCCAUCCCAGAUCUGAAUGGUGUGGGAGGUGCUGCCCUUAGCCAUGACACCAUUGUAAGAGCUGUCCCCUUUUGUAUGUUGUACCCUGGAGUCAGCCUGCUUGAGCUCAGAUCCCAAGGCAGUGGAGUCUGGCCUGCGUCCUUGGGCAGUCACUCUACCUCUCUGCUUUUGUUUCCUUCUCUGUGAAAUGGUCAUCAUCAUAAUACGACUUCAAAAGAUGAUUUCAGGCUGAGUGUGGCGGCUCAUGCCUGUAUGCCCAGCACUUUGGAAGGCUGAGGAAGGAGGAUCACUUGAGGCCAGGAGUUUGAGACUAGCCUGGGCAACAGAGUGAGAACUUAUCUCAACAACAGUGAAAUCUAAAAAUUAGCUGGGUGUGGUGGUACACACCUGUGAUCCCAGCUACUCCAGAGGCUGAGGUGGAAGGAUCACUUGGGCCCAGGAGUUUGAGGCUGCAAUGAGCUAUGAUGGCACUGUUGCACUCCAGCCUGGGGGACAGAGCGAGACCCUGUCUCUUAAAGAAAGAGGACAGGUACAGUGCCUAAUGCCUGUAAUCCCAGCACCUUGGGAGGGUCACCGUGGGAAGAUCGCUUGACGCCAGGAGUUUGAGACCAGCCUGGCCAACAUAGCUAGACCCCAUCUCUACAAAAAUAAAAAUUGAAAAAAGGGAUGGGGAAUUUGAGCCAGGUCCCAAUAGUAGACAAGUAGAAAAGGCAUGGAGAGGCAUGCCAGGUGGGAGGAGCUGUGUGCAAAGGCCUGUAGAUGGGAAAGCAUGUUGGCCACCAGCUUCCAACAAGCAGUUUACUGUGACCGGAGUAUGGAGGGAAAGGGGGAAGAAGGGCAUAAGGGUGGGCAUGAGCACCCCUUAGUGUCCUUAAAUGAUAAGCCUGGGAACCUAGUCUCUCUUUCCUGAGGGCCCUAGAGAGCCAUGGAAGGGUUUAGAAUAGGAGAGGGUCAUGGUUAGGUUUGGGUUUUAGGAUGAUCCCCCUAGUUGCUGCGUAGAGGUGGCACAGAGAGGGAGACUGAGGCUGGGUGCCUAGCGGAGGCUGGGGCAGGAACCAAGAGGUAGACGAUGGGCCUGGGCUGAGCCGUGGAAGGCGGGUGUGGGGACACUCAGGAGCCAAGUGGACAGGCCACAGGCCUCAGACUGGAGGGACGUGGCCAGGAAAGGGCCUUUGGAGUGGCCAAUUAUCCCUGUGAUGGGGACUUGGGAGAAAGAGCAGGUUUUAGCAGAGUCAUUGAGGUUGGUUUAGAAUAUGGUGGGUGUGAGGGGCGAAAGGGACACCCAGGGAGGUAUCAAGAGGUCAUAGUGGGGCGGGCCCGGACUCAUGCCUAUAAUCCCAGCACUUUGGGAGGCCGAGGCGGGUAGAUCACCUGAGGUCAGGAGUUCGAGACCAGCCUGGCUAACAUGAUGAAACCCCAUCUAAAAAUACAAAAAUUAGCCAGGUGUGGUGGCAUAUGCCUGUAGUCCCAGCUACUUGGGAGGCUGAGGCAGAGAAUUGCUUGAACCUGGGAGAUGGAGGCUGCAGUGAGCCAAGAUCACGCUACUAUACUCCAGCCUGGGCGAGUCAGAUACUCUGUCUCAAAAUAAAUAAGGCAGGAGGAUUGCUUGAGCCCAGGAGUUCGAGACCAGCCUAAGCAAUGUAAAAUACAAAAAUUAGCUGGGCAUGAUGGUGUGCACCUUUGGUCCCAGCUACUCAGGAGGCUGAAGUGGGAGAAUCACUUGAGCCCAGGAGGUUGAGGCUGCAGUGAGCUGUGAUUGCACCACUGUACUCCAGCCUGGGUGACAGAGCGAGACUCUGUCUCAAAAAACGAAAAAGAAAAAGAAAAAAUACUUACAUUGGAUAUACUGUGUGCCAGGCACGAUUCUAAGUCCUUGAUACAUUCUCUACAUUUUGCAGAUGAGGAAAGGAGGUCCAGAGACAUUAAAUACUCGCCCAAGGUCACACAGAAAGUGCAACACCGGGAUUCGAACAAGGUUUUGGUUGGGCACCUUUUCCUGUGGGAGCUCAGAAAUAUCUGUUGUCUGGCCCUUUCUCAGCCUCCCAACCUCCUUGGCUCCUUUUUGACUUUGAGCUAAAGCCAGCUCGGGGCAGCUAGGUGCCUGUGGGAUCUGGCAUUCAUUUCUCACUGUUUCUCCUUUCAAAUACCUCUAGGGAAAAAAGUCUUUUUCAGUUCAAGACAUUAAAAAGGCCAGGAGCAGUGGUUCAUGCCUGUAAUCCCAACACUUUGGGAGGCUGAGGCAGGAGGAUUGCUUGAACCCAGCAGUUGGAGACCAGCCUGGACAUGUUAACAUAUCAAGACCCUUCUACAAAAAAUGUUAAAAAUGAGCUGGGUGUGGUGGCGCACACCUGUAGUCUCAGUUACUCGGGAGGCUGAGGCAGGAGGAUUACUUGAGCCUAGGAGGGUGAGGCUGCAGUGAGCCAUGAUCACACCAUUGUACUCCAGCCUAGGCUACAGAGCAAGACCCUGUCUCAGGAGAAGAAAAAAAGUGUGUGCUAAAAAAUUCAACAGGUAUAAAAGGGUACAUGGUGGAACGUAAGUCUUUCUCUUACCCUCAGACCAUGGAUGGAUGUCUUGGGUCUCCUUCCAGGCACAUUCCAUGUAUGUAUCAACCACAUGCAUGUGUGUGUCAUUUAUUUCUCUCUAUAUACAAGUGGCACCUAAUAUGGUGAGGUGGUUAUGAUUACAGACUAUAGAGGCAGAGUUCCUGGGUAUAAAUCUGAACUCUGUCACUCCCAAGCUAAGUGGCUCUGGGCAAGUGAUUUCACCUUCCUGUGCCUCAGUUUGCUCGUCUGUACAAUGGGAUGGUAACAGCAUCUACCUCAAGGACUUGAGAAGUCAGCAAUCUCAUCCCUGUAAAGCCCUUAGAGCAAGCAGUGUGUAGCACUCAAUAAAAUGUUGGCUAAUUAUGAUUCUCGCUUCUGUACUUUGCUUUCCUGUACCAAUUAUACAUAUUAAUAUUUUAA